AUGAAAGAUUUAGGUGAUGCUAAUGUGAUACUUGGAAUUAAGAUAACUAGGUCUGAAAAAGGAUUCUCUUUGGAUCAAUCUCAUUACAUUGAAAAAAUCAAUAAGAAGUAUAAUUACUUUGAUUGUAAACCAACAUGUACUCCUUAUGAUCCUAGUGUAAAGUCUUUCAAGAACAUUGGUGACAGUGUUAGACAAACUGAGUAUGCGAGCAUCAUUGGUAGCCUUCGAUUUGUUAUUGAUUGCACUAGGUCUGAUAUAGCUUAUGCCGUAGGAGUACUAUGCAGGCUUACAAGUAGACCUAGUUUGGAGCAUUGGUAUGUUAUUGAGAGGGUCAUGCGGUACCUUAAAAGGACGAUGAACCUUGGAUUACACUAUGAGAAGUUUCUUGUUGUCCUAGAAGGAUAUAGCGAUGCUGAUUGGAAUACCCUGUCAGAUGAUUCAAAGGCUACUAGUGGAUAUAUAUUUAAUAUUGCUGGUGGUGCAGUUUCAUGGAAGUCUAAGAAACAGACUAUUCUGGCUCAGUCCACAAUGAAGUCAAAGAUGAUAGCCCAUAAGCAUCUAUUGCAAAAAUUCAGAACCGUUAUUUUAACGGCAAGAGGCGACCAAAUACGUCGCAAGCACAGUACUAUUAGAGAGUUUCUUUCUAAUGGGGCUGUAAGAGUGGAUUAUGUACGGUCUGAUGAGAAUUUAGCUGAUCCUUUGACGAAAGGACUAGCACGAGAAAAGGUUUGGAAAACCUCAAAAGGAAUGGGACUAAAACCCCUAGAAGGUUAA
Prunus armeniaca (apricot) is the source of this 774-nucleotide messenger RNA. NCBI's taxonomy places the organism in Eukaryota, Viridiplantae, Streptophyta, Magnoliopsida, Rosales, Rosaceae. The record is from the annotation of a GenBank genome assembly.